Aspergillus novofumigatus IBT 16806 is the source of this 1801-nucleotide messenger RNA. Its product is annotated as nitrogen permease regulating protein NPR2. Gene Ontology annotation, molecular function: GTPase activator activity. The record is from RefSeq and is a predicted model, not a curated record. Lineage: Eukaryota; Fungi; Ascomycota; Eurotiomycetes; Eurotiales; Aspergillaceae. Gene Ontology annotation, cellular component: GATOR1 complex; vacuolar membrane. Gene Ontology annotation, biological process: negative regulation of TORC1 signaling; positive regulation of autophagy. The transcript is spliced from 5 exons. The coding region runs from base 175 to 1800 and encodes 541 amino acids.
CCUAAAGCCAUGGCACCCUGAACACUUUCAAGGACUAUAGCCAUGGAAUAGGAUCUAUGAUACUGGCAUAAAAAAAGAGAGCUGUGAUGAUGCUUCCAGCUACCUACUGGUCUUCAAUUCAAUGACUUUGACAAUUGCAGUCCCGCACCCUGUUCUUCAUAGCUUCAACUCAUCAUGAUCAGGGCCAUAUUCUACAGCAAAUUUGACACCCAAGAGGGUUGUCCAUCAAGUCCCCGACGGAGCCAUCGUACCCUCUGCGACCGCCCCUCGCAACCUCUCUUCCUGACCUUCUCCAACAUCUCCUUCUUCGUGAUCCCCCGGCAAGAGCUCUGCGGCAAUCUGAUUCAGGUGUGCACAAAUGGGUACCGGAUAUUGGGCUAUCCAAUCUGCAUGAAAUCGCUCCGGUACGACCGCAAUGAGUUCAUAUUCAACUUCUGCCUGGUGCUGGCCGAGGAGGAGGACUUUAGCUCGUACAAAAGCGUGGUGCAGAAGCUUGCGGAUCUGAUGCAUGGGCUGGAAGAGCAGAAUGGAUUCUUGUCUAGGGAUCAUUCGAAAAGUGGAGAAGGGAAGGUAUACAGUCUGUGCGAGACAUUGAUGGAGGAUUUGAAUAACUAUUGCGAGUGCAUGAUUCCAAUAGAUGAAUUGAACACGCUGAAUAUCAAGCUGUUCCCUGUAUACCCUGCUCCUCCACAGGUGCGAGCUUGGCAGGUCCCUCUUUUCACGGUCCGAUACCAGGCGUUUAUGGAUGAGAAUUGGGAUCUGACCAUGCAACGAAUUGUGCCUCAUAUAAAUGGCGUCAACAGCAUCCGCAUCAUAUCCAUCCUCGCAGAUACUGACUUCUCCCUCACCUGCCGCGCGAUCCGCCAUCUCCUCUACUACGGCUGUCUAUUCCUGCUAGACAUCUUCUCCUUCUCGGCAAUCUACGCGCCUACCGCCCAGUUCAGCUCCACCAUCGCCUCCGACGAAGAAAUGCAGCGCGAAUGCGCCCGCUACGUCAACACACUCUUCGCCCCGUCCCUAACCGGCCACGGGAGCACCAAUGCCGCCGCACCACCGUCCGCCUCGACCUCCGCCCUCUCACCCGCCGCCCACGGCCUCACAAACGCCCACGUUUCCGGCAUCCCAGGCAACCUCGUCGGCCUUUCCAAGUACGACCCGGACUCCGUGUGGCCCCGACGACCACGACCCCACGCAACCCCACCUCCCCCGGAAAUGGUCGAUGGCGUGGGCAUCGUCGAGCUCUACGCAAGCCUCAAGCAAGGACAGAGCGUGCGGCAAUGGUACGCCCAGAACAGCCGCAAGCUAGCCCACAUCGACAUUCGCCGCUUCAUCACGUUCGGUAUCAUCAAGGGAUUCCUAUACCGCGUCCACAAGUACGCCUACGCGACGGGGCAACCCGCCCCGCAGCUGAAGUCCUCCCAUCAUUACCAUAGCUCUCAAUCGCAGCCGCCAUCGGGACCCUCGUCCCGAGGACCGGGCACGGGAACGAAUAGUCCCUAUGCGUCGAGUGUGGGUGAUGACGCGGCACCGAUUGCCCAGCAACAGCAUCAUCACCAGCACUCUGGCCAGCGCGGGGAUGACGGAAGGGAGCAUGCAACCUCGGUGCAUAGCGGGAGUCGCUCCGCAGUCGUCUUUGACGAUGAGGACGAGGAGGAGCUCGUGGAUAACAAGACGUUAUCCAAAUAUCUGGACGGCAUGCAUUGUUUUGAUCAGAUUUGUACUGAGCUGGAGAUCAGUGAGAAGGACCUAACGGCGGCGCUGAAGAGAUACCCCGGGGAGGUCUUGAUUAUACACCGAUGAC